Molecule: messenger RNA, 1264 nt
Organism: Oryzias melastigma (Indian medaka)
Lineage: Eukaryota; Metazoa; Chordata; Actinopteri; Beloniformes; Adrianichthyidae
Product: tyrosyl-DNA phosphodiesterase 2
Exons: 7
Coding region: 45-872 (275 amino acids)
Biological process (GO): double-strand break repair
Cellular component (GO): PML body; cytoplasm
Molecular function (GO): 5'-tyrosyl-DNA phosphodiesterase activity; single-stranded DNA binding
Source: RefSeq, a predicted model, not a curated record
GGAUCCAUCCAGCCCAGAGGAACCACCUGUCAGACUGUAAAGAAAUGGAGGGAGAGGAAGAACCGUGCAGCUCUGCAAACACCAGCCAGCUGAAAGCUCCUGUGGAGAGGAAAGAAAAAACAAGCGUUCAAGAAGACGACAAACUGUCCCUCCUCACCUGGAACAUCGAUGGACUGGAUGGCGAGGAGCAGCCCGAGAGAGCCCGAGGUCUCUGCUCCUACAUCCAAGAAUACUCUCCAGAUGUGGUCCUUCUUCAAGAGAUGAUCCAGCCGUACGUCCGCUUCAUCCACAAACGUCUGGCCACCGACUACACCUUCAUUGAGGGUGGUGAGGGCAGUUACUUCACCGCGAUGCUGCUGAAGAAGACUCGACUCACACUGUUGGACAGCAAGAUCUUUCCUUUUCGGAACUCUCGCAUGGGGAGGAACCUGCUAUUUGCUUGGGCGAUGUUCCGGGGUCAGAAGGUCUGUUUGAUGACUUCCCACUUUGAGAGCUGUAAAGCUAACUCAGAGGAGCGAGUGAGGCAGUUCAAAGCGGUAAUAAAACGGAUGAGCAUGGCUCCUGAUGACGUCACAGUGCUGUUUGGAGGAGACACCAACCUGCGGGACUAUGAGGUCGCCACAGUGGAAAUUCCUGAGAGUAUCUGUGACCUGUGGGAGCGGCUGGGAGAGCCAGAGAAGUGUCGCUACACCUGGGACACCUGGGCCAACACCAACAAGGAGAUGCGCUUCAAGGCCCGCUGUCGCUUUGACCGCGUGUACCUGCGGCGGGCUGAGCCCCACAGCAUGACUCUGGUGGGGCUGGAGAAGCUCAGGUGUGGGCGGUUCACCAGCGACCAUUGGGGAAUCUACUGCACGUUCUCUCUUAAGUAAAAGGUGUCUGCAUUGUCCCUCUGUACACAAACUUUUAUGCAGCCUUUUAUCUCAUUCAUGAUUGGUUAAUCUGACUGAUUAGGGUGGAGUUUGUACGGAAAUCUAAAAGUUUGGUUUAGUUUAGUAUGUGGUUGAAUUUGUGGCACCAAUUUAAUACAUUUGUGGCACCUUAUAUUUAUUUAUAAAUAUAAUUCAUAUAAAUAAAGUUAAGCUUCUAAUACAGGAGGAGUUUAUACAAAUAUACACCUCGUGUUUGAAAAGAUUCAUAACCCAGGGGUCUUCAACCUGCGGCUCUAGAGCCACAUGUGGCUCUUUUAUUCCUCCUUGGUGGCUCUCUGGGUGAAGAAAAAUAAAAUAUUAAAAUUAAAAAAUGUGGAGAUUGGCUAUUAUUU